This is a messenger RNA of Didymodactylos carnosus, 972 nucleotides long. Lineage: Eukaryota; Metazoa; Rotifera; Eurotatoria; Philodinida; Philodinidae. The record is from the annotation of a GenBank genome assembly.
AUGAGUACUGAACGAAACUCCCAUACAAUAUCAGUGUUAGCAAACGGAAAAGUGUUGGUUGCUGGUGGGCAUAACAGCGGUGGCUAUCUAAAUAGUGCGGAGUUGUAUGAUCCAUCAACAGGAAUUUGGACAAAUACUGGUAACAUGAAUACUGCACGAUACUUACAUAGAGCAUCAGUGUUAGCAAAUGGGCAAGUGUUGGUUGCUGGUGGAUACAAUGGUAUUUUUUUAAAUAAUCCCGAGCUGUAUGAUCCAUCAACAGGAAUUUGGACAAAUACUAGUAACAUGAAUACUGCACGAUACUCUCAAACAGCAUCCGUGUUAGCAAACGGACAAGUGUUGAUUGCUGGUGGUGGAUACAAUGGUAUUUUUUUAAAUAAUCCCGAGCUGUAUGAUCCAUCAACAGGAAUUUGGACAAAUACUGGUCACAUGAGUACUGUACGAUACUACCAUACAGCAUCAGUGUUAGCAAAUGGGAAAGUGUUGGUUGCUGGUGGAUUGAACAGCAGUGAUUAUCUAAAUAGUGCGGAGUUGUAUGAUCCAUCAACAGGAUUUUGGACAAAUACUGGUAACAUGAAUACUGCACGAGAAUUCCAUACAGCGUCAGUAUUAGCAAAUGGGAAAGUGUUGGUUGCUGGUGGAGAGAAUAGCAAUGGCUAUCUGAAUAGUGCGGAGCUAUAUGAUCCGUCAACAGGAAUUUGGACAAAUACUGGUAACAUGAAUACUGCACGAGAAUUCCAUACAGCAUCAGUGUUAGCAAAUGGAAAAGUGUUGGUUGCUGGUGGAUUCAAUGCUAGUGUUCUAAUACCCGAGCUGUAUGAUCCAUCAACAGGAAUUUGGACAAAUACUGUUGACAUGAAUACUUUACGAUACUUACAUACAGCAUCAGUGUUAGCAAAUGGAAACGUGUUGGUUGCUGGUGGAGCGAAUGGCGGUGUCUAUCUAAAUAGUGCGGAGUUGUAUUCGCCAUAA